AUGAGGGAGUCAACUACAGGGAGUGCCACAGCCGAGGAGGAACCCGAGCAGCAACCGCCAACAUCACCUCCACGAAGGAGGCCGACCGGGGUCACGAUCAAGGAACCUGUUGGCACUCCUCCAGCAGAGAGGCCCUCCGUCCCCUUGAGGAAAGGACAAAAGAAGGCCACCAAGCCUGUCAAACACUCAGACGAGUCUUCAGAUGAUAAUGACAUGGACUCUGUAAAUGUGUUCGAUAUUUACAACACUCCUGAGGCUGCCACGGAUCCCCCGAGCAAAAAGAAGACAAGCAAGAGGCACCACAAGGAAAGCAACAAAGCGCUUCAGGCGAAGAAGCCUCGCAAUGCAGGCUCUCCAGAGGAUAGGCCCUCCGCCACCACAACUCCAUCCUCUCCUCGUGAGCAGCAGAUUCCUCCUGCUCCAGCUGGAUCGACUCCACCUCCCACGGCCCCGACCGACCAAACCUAG
Molecule: messenger RNA, 468 nt
Organism: Humulus lupulus (European hop)
Lineage: Eukaryota; Viridiplantae; Streptophyta; Magnoliopsida; Rosales; Cannabaceae
Product: extensin-like
Exons: 2
Coding region: 1-468 (155 amino acids)
Source: RefSeq, a predicted model, not a curated record